UAUAAAUAAUGGGGAUGAAAGCAAAGCAAAAUGAUGACAUCAUGUGACAAGGUACCCAAUUACACAAAAUUCAAAGAAUCAGCAUCCAAUAAUCGUUAGAUCCGUUCACGAUUAAACUUCACGCGGGCUUUUAACGACCAACUAACAUCAUUCAUUUUCCCCAAAUUCCCCGUCGCAAAAAUGUCGUUUCUUGAGGAUUUUCAAGCUAGUUUGGAGCCACUGCCAAACAUUUUACAGAGGAAGUAUGCGUUAUUACGCGAUUUGGAUAAAAGUUUGCAGGGUAUUCAACGACAAAAUGAGCAGCGUUGUUUACAGGAAAUAGAGGAGUUUAAAGAGGGGGUUAAGUCUGGGAACAUUGCACCGGGUACUUCACUUAACAAGUUCUCAGAUGAUGCACAGGAUGAGCAGAAACAUGCCAUUAGAAUUGCCGAUGAGAAGGUUGCUCUGGCUGUUCAAGCAUAUGACUUGGUGGAUGCUCAUAUUCAACAACUCGAUCAGUAUCUUAAAAAAUUUGAAGAGCAACGGCGUGAAAAGGAUAUUGCUGCAGCAGCCGGAACACCUGGUUCGAACCCUGAUGGCAACGGGAAGCCUGCAAAGGAGGGUGGAAGAGGAGGACGAAAAAAGUCCCGCCUUGCUGCCGCUGCGGCUGCUGCUCAAGUAGCGGCUGCAAACCCGCCCAGUAUGGACUUGGAUCUACCCGUUGAUCCUAAUGAACCGACCUAUUGUUUCUGCAACCAAGUUAGCUACGGGGAGAUGGUUGCGUGCGACAAUCCUGAUUGCAAGAUCGAAUGGUUCCAUUAUGGCUGUGUUGGUCUGAAAGAGCAACCCAAAGGAAAAUGGUACUGUAGCGAUUGCAGCGGGAUGCAAAAGCGGCGAAAGGGGAAAUAAAUUAGUGUGCUUUUUUUUUUCUGGUAUUAUAGGAAGUAACUGAAGAUCAGUUAACUUGGGUUUUGUGCCUUUUUAGGGUUUGAAUUGAUGUUUUGGAUUACAUUUUGGUGAUUAGUAAUAAACUCUGCUUAUUUUAACC
This is a messenger RNA of Helianthus annuus (common sunflower), 1027 nucleotides long. RefSeq names its product PHD finger protein ING1. The transcript is spliced from 7 exons. Lineage: Eukaryota; Viridiplantae; Streptophyta; Magnoliopsida; Asterales; Asteraceae. Gene Ontology annotation, cellular component: nucleus. The record is from RefSeq and is a predicted model, not a curated record. The coding region runs from base 181 to 888 and encodes 235 amino acids.